UUCCUUCGCUAUGACUUCCAAGGACUGAGUCUUCUGAUCGAGACGAGUUCCAGUUUGAUCGGGGGAACGCCAUGAUCACGCGUUCGAAUCUAGCGGAACAGCUUAGAGAGUAUCAGAUUCGGUCUAAGCACGACUGGGCUUCUGUUUCAUUUUUCACGUCUACUGCAAAUCCCAUUUCAAGGGCGGAUGGUGUAAUCUAUGUCGUAUGGGAACUCAUAAUUCUUGCUUUCCUGGUUUUUUCAGCAGUUUCUUUAUAUUUUAGGUAUAUGCGAUUAGCAUUUAUCUUAAUAUGCGUCACAAUGAUGUUGCUUGUGUGCAUGAAAAUUACAAAACAAGUAAGAUUGGCCCGCAGGAAGAAAGGAAGAAUGCUUCUUCCAUUAUCCAUGUAAUAGUAGGGAAGUUAGAGCCUUCUGAAAGAUAUAGUCCAAAUUUGGUGUAAAGGUUUGUCCAUUUUUUUUUCAUGGCAUAUGUAUUUACUAAUCAAGUUGAGUAAAAAAUUACAUUCAUACUAUUUUUUGCUGAAA
Messenger RNA from Telopea speciosissima, 524 nucleotides. RefSeq lists its product as uncharacterized. The transcript is spliced from 2 exons. Bases 72 to 389 code for a protein of 105 amino acids. The record is from RefSeq and is a predicted model, not a curated record. Lineage: Eukaryota; Viridiplantae; Streptophyta; Magnoliopsida; Proteales; Proteaceae.